AUGUUUUCAAUUAAGUACCUUGUACAGUUUGUCUACUAUAUUAGUACAAUUAGUAUAUCAAUCGGACAGUUAGCAUUGCCACCUAAAGUCGAUAUACUGUACAGUGAGGAUGCCUACUAUGGUAAGGAUAGACUAAUCAGAUUGACAUGCGAUGCCCAAAAUGCCGGUCACGGUGACGAUAAUAUAAUUACCAUGAUCAAAUUCAAUGUCAACAACAAAACGGAUGAUCCGUUUUUUACGUUUGAUUUUGUCAAUAAUAAAGAAAAUGUAACAUUCACAAAUGUUAUGGGCAUUGAAAAUGAAAAAAGUAUCAAACUAGACCCGUUAACAUUUCGACCCGAUCAUAUUGACAUAAUUAUCCAACCCGGUAAUAUGACUGCAUUUGUUAACAAUACGUUCAAAUGUAGUGCCCGGGCAAAAAUACCCGGUGAUGUCUAUAUUGAUAGUAAACAAACUGUGACAGUGCCGUACGAUAUUGAACGUAUUGACGAAACAAUACAAUUGCCUAAAGAUGGUAACAAAUUUCUAGACCGUGACAAUAUAAAAAUAUCGUGUCAAUAUAAUCUAACUAGUUUGGAUAAAACUAGAAAACUAGAUGGAAUAUAUUUUUCAAUUAGUCAAUUAAAAAAUACCGAACCGCCACAAUUAGAUGAUGAUAAUGAUGAUGCUAAUGAUGCUAAUGCUGAUAAUGGUGAUAAUGAUGAACAAAAUUAUUAUGUUUAUCUAACAAAUGGAACAAAAACACAACUUAAAUCCGAUUAUUUUUACAAAGAUACAAUUAAAUUGGAUUCACAAUCGGAUAAUAAAAUUACCCUGGUUGCCUUGAAUGUUUCGAAAAUUUCUCAAGGUAAUUUUAAAUGUAAAUUGGCCCUGGUUGAUAUACAUAAUCAAUCGGAUAUUUUGUAG
Molecule: messenger RNA, 906 nt
Organism: Oppia nitens
Lineage: Eukaryota; Metazoa; Arthropoda; Arachnida; Sarcoptiformes; Oppiidae
Exons: 5
Coding region: 1-906 (301 amino acids)
Source: RefSeq, a predicted model, not a curated record